Molecule: messenger RNA, 3302 nt
Organism: Physeter macrocephalus (sperm whale)
Lineage: Eukaryota; Metazoa; Chordata; Mammalia; Artiodactyla; Physeteridae
Gene: MAPK8IP1
Product: mitogen-activated protein kinase 8 interacting protein 1
Exons: 11
Coding region: 45-2282 (745 amino acids)
Biological process (GO): JNK cascade; regulation of JNK cascade
Cellular component (GO): cytoplasm
Molecular function (GO): JUN kinase binding; MAP kinase scaffold activity
Source: RefSeq, a predicted model, not a curated record
CUCCGCGCCGCGCUCCGCCCGGAUGGCCAGGGCUGUGCGGGAGAAUGGCGGAGCGAGAGAGCGGCGGCCUGGGCGGGGGGGCCGCGUCCCCGCCUGCCGCCUCCCCGUUCCUGGGGUUGCACAUCGCGUCGCCGCCCAAUUUCAGGCUCACCCAUGACAUCAGCCUGGAGGAGUUUGAGGAUGAAGACCUCUCCGAGAUCACCGAUGAGUGCGGCAUCAGCCUGCAGUGCAAAGACACCCUGUCCUUACGGCCCCCACGCGCCGGGCUGCUGUCUGGGGGCGGCGGCAGCGGCGGCGGCGGCGGGGGGAGCCGGCUGCAGGCUGAGAUGCUGCAGAUGGACCUGAUCGACGCGGCGGGGGACACUCCCGGCGCUGAGGACGACGAAGAGGAGGACGAGGAGGAGCGUGCGGCGCGGCGGCCGGGAGCGGACCCGCCUGAGGCGGAGCCCCACCAGGAGACGGUGCCCCGCGGCCAGGGUCAGGGCCCGGGCCCGGGCGGCGGGGACACGUACCGGCCCAAGCGGCCCACCACGCUCAACCUCUUCCCGCAGGUGCCGCGGUCUCAGGACACACUGAAUAAUAAUUCCCUGGGCAAGAAGCACAGUUGGCAGGAUCGGGUGUCGAGAUCAUCCUCACCGCUGAAGACAGGGGAGCAGACACCUCCACAUGAGCACAUCUGCCUGAGCGAUGAGCUGCCGCCCCCAAGCAGCCCCGCCCCCACCAAGGAUCGAGGCACCUCCACCGACAGCCCUUGCCGCCGAAGCGCUGCCACCCAGAUGGCACCUCCCGGUGGCCCCCCUGCUGCCCCACCGGCUGGCCGGGGCCAUUCGCAUCGAGACCGCAUCCACUACCAGGCGGACGUGCGGCUGGAGGCCACUGAGGAGAUCUACCUGACACCAGUGCAGAGGCCCCCAGACCCUGCAGAGCCCAACUCUGCCUUCCUGCCGCCAGCUGAGAGCCGGAUGUCGGUCAGCUCCGACCCAGACCCUGCCGCUUACCCGGCAACUGCAGGGCGGCCACACCCCUCCAUCAGCGAGGAGGACGAGGGCUUCGACUGCUUGUCGUCCCCGGAGCGGGCCGAGCCGCCAGGUGGAGGAUGGCGGGGGAGCCUGGGCGAGCCGCCGCCGCCUCCACGGGCCUCGCUGAGCUCGGACACCAGCGCCCUGUCCUACGACUCGGUCAAGUAUACGCUGGUGGUGGAUGAGCACGCGCAGCUGGAGCUGGUGAGCCUGCGGCCAUGCUUCGGCGACUACAGCGACGAGAGCGACUCGGCCACCGUCUACGACAACUGCGCCUCUGCCUCCUCCCCCUACGAGUCGGCCAUUGGGGAGGAGUACGAGGAGGCCCCCCGGCCUCGGCCCCCCGCCUGCCUCUCUGAGGACUCCACGCCCGAUGAACCCGAUGUCCACUUCUCCAAGAAGUUCCUGAACGUCUUCAUGAGUGGCCGCUCUCGCUCCUCCAGUGCAGAGUCCUUCGGGCUCUUCUCCUGCGUCAUCAACGGGGAGGAGCAGGAACAGACCCACCGGGCCAUAUUCAGGUUUGUGCCUCGACAUGAAGACGAACUUGAGCUGGAAGUGGAUGACCCUCUGCUGGUGGAGUUGCAGGCUGAGGACUACUGGUAUGAGGCCUACAACAUGCGCACGGGUGCCCGGGGCAUCUUUCCUGCCUACUACGCCAUCGAGGUCACCAAGGAGCCUGAACAUAUGGCAGCCCUGACCAAAAACAGCGACUGGGUGGACCAGUUCCGGGUGAAGUUCCUGGGCUCAGUCCAGGUUCCCUAUCACAAGGGCAAUGACGUCCUUUGUGCCGCUAUGCAAAAGAUUGCCACCACCCGCCGGCUCACCGUGCACUUUAACCCGCCCUCCAGCUGCGUCCUAGAGAUCAGCGUGCGGGGCGUGAAGAUAGGCGUCAAGGCUGACGACUCCCAGGAGGCCAAGGGGAAUAAAUGUAGCCACUUUUUCCAGCUAAAAAACAUCUCUUUCUGCGGAUACCAUCCAAAGAACAACAAGUAUUUUGGGUUCAUCACCAAGCACCCUGCCGACCACCGGUUUGCCUGCCAUGUCUUUGUGUCUGAAGAAUCCACCAAAGCCCUGGCAGAAUCCGUGGGGUAUGUGUGUGUGUGCUGCCAAGCACCCAGCCCUGUAGCCAGCCCCGGUCUGAGGCCCCGAGCACGUUCCUCAUGCUCGGCAGCAUCCCUCAGUCCUCCCCAGCGCUCUGCACGGCGUCCUUGGGUCACAGUGGCCUGGAGAGAGGGCUGGGUGGUCUUGAGGUCCAAACUUUAGUUGCUGGGCCCUUUCUUCAGUUGAAAUCUCACUCAGGAAACACUGUGUGCAGAGAACAGAGCCGAGCAGCUCUGGCUGGGGGAGGCGCAGCUCCAUCCGGGUACCCCGAGGCUCCAGUGUGAAAACCCUGGGUCGAGAUCCUGUUCCUCCCCCGUCAUUCUGGUGUGUCUGCCUGCCUCCUAGGAGAGCGUUCCAGCAGUUCUACAAGCAGUUCGUGGAGUACACCUGCCCCACAGAAGAUAUCUACCUGGAGUAGCAGCGCUGCCUCGCUCUCUGCAUCCCCUGGGCCCUGGGGCCAGCGCCAGGAUGGCUGGCUGCUGACAGGACAUGGCACUGCUUGAGGAGGGGCACCUGCCACCACCAGAGGAUGGGGAAGUGGGGGGCUGUUGGCUGAGGGUGGGGGAGGGCGGGGGUUAUGGGGAGAGGCAAAUGCAGUUUAUCGUAAUAUCUGGGAUCAGAUUCAUCUAUGGAGGACGGAGCGGGCUGCCCAGGGAUUGGGAGGGAAUGGGGCUGGGGGGUGGUAUUAAGCCUCUGGCCAGGAAGGGUGCCCAUCCUCGGAGUGGAGGGUUCUGUCCCAUCUCGGGCCUCCCUCCCUUUCCCUGCCAGGGCCUCCGGGCCUCUACAAAGCUCACGCCACCUGCGAGUGCCCACCCCACCCCGGCCCCCAACUCCCAAGCCCAACCGAAGGGCCCUGAGCUCAGGCUGAGCCCAGCCACCUCCCGAGGACUCUGCAGCGAGGAAACGGCAGCAGGCAGGGGUGCAGUCCCUGUCCCCAGCCCUGUCACUUGUGUGGCCUCUGGAUGGCUCCUACCACCAGCCUCACCGGCAUGCCGGCCCCUGGCAGUGGUGCAGCCUCACAGGGAGGGAGAGUGCCGCAGCGGGGCCCCACCUCGGCAGGAAAAGGAGGCUUCCGCCCCGGCCUCGGCCCGCCAGGCCCCUUGGCUGCUUGGCGGUAGCCCCAUCUCUGUCCUGUUAAUGCUGGCCACAACUAUUAAAGUGCCAUUUCCUGUCGGGACCGCA